CCGGAUGUAAUUGAUUGACAGGUCAGCGUCAUGGCAGCGAACAAUCGGUGAUGUCAUUUGUCAGCCGCCGACAAAUUUACGCUUUCUCAAGCGGCAGUUUACGGUUACAUUGGGUGAGAAUUUAACAUAAAUGUUGUGCCGACAUACUGAGAUAGUUAUUGUACCAAAAUGAUGGCUUUUGUGACGAAACCAAUGGGAUUUUCGAUGGGAGCAACUGCAACAGACACAAUGUAGAUGACAGGAAGACAGCCGGGUAUGACGGUCCCAUCCCUACAAUGGAGUUUGUAGACACUAAGCUCCACGAAGCCGUCCGUUAUGGCGACACGAAUCUGGUGGAGAGCGCCCUCAAGGAGGACCUGGACCCCAACGCCAUCGGCUUGUACCAGUGGGGUCCGCUGCACGAAGCUGCCAGCAAUGGCGAUCUGGAGAUCUUGUGGCUUCUGCUUCAGUAUAAAGGGGACCCAAAUGCCAAAGACCACCUGCAUGGGUGCACACCGGUCCACUACGCCUGCAGAGAGGGUCACGUAGAAUGCUUAGAGGCGUUGCUUGAGAUGGGCGGGCGCUAUGAUGUUGCCAAUGACGACGGAGAGACGGGACUGGAUAUGGCAGUCGGGAAAUGCCGAGAGUUACUUGAUAAGCAAAGGACGCAGGAACUGAUCCGAGUUUCAGUCAAAGAGAAACUGAGACACGAUGAAAAUGAGGACAAAGUUCUCAACGACAAAACUCCCGAGACAAUUGGCAAGGAUUCUGUCUUUGAGGACUUUGAUGAGCAUGUGUCCCCUACCCCAUCUCUCAAAGGCAACUUACCAACUGCUUGGGAUGCCAUCAAAGUCCAUGAGACAAGCUCUAAGCCAGCCAAAGAUGCAGGAACUGGCCUGCUUCAGUUGUCCUUUGAGUACAAUUCACAUACGUCAAUCAUGAAGAUCCGGGUGUGGCAACUAGAGGACAUUCUGCUUCCACCAGCUGAGGUCGCAAGCAUCACUCGGGUCAGCAUCCGAAGUCGCCUUCUCCCCGAUAAAAAGGGUGACACCAAACGGAAGACAGAGGAGGCAAAAAUUGAGGACUUGGAGAAGAUGAAGACGAGCAUUGUCAGUGUAAAGCGCAAAACUGCCAAGGAUAGCUUUAAGGCUAUCUACUUACCUUGUAAUUUCCAAUUUACUAAACCACUCGAGUACAAGAACAUUACCAAGGAGAUGGUGGAAUCUAAGACAGUGCACAUCGAUGUGAAUGUCAAGCAGAAGUACAGCAAUAAGAGUUUUUCAGUGGCAAACGUACAGCUGCCACUGAAGGAGGCCGUCCGCAAACUCCGGAAGAAGAGAUACAGCCUGCAUCCAUGUAUCAAUUAUACCAUGCCUGAUAAUAUCCAUUCCUAUGAUCCGAACGAUUUGAUUAUUGUCUCUGAGGGUAUGUAUAGCAAUAAGACUGUGAGUAACCCCAACCUCCGAGCGUUGUCCAAGCACAGCUUGCAGGUCGGGACGGAUCCUCAGCGAGCAACCAGCGACAUCAACCUUCAGACGGUGCGCUGCCACUCGGCUGAGAGCAUCCCAUCAGUCUCCUUGAGCAUCCCCGAUGACGAACAAGAAGAGAACGAGGCUUUGCAAGCCAUUGCCAUCAUGAACGACUCACCAAGGUCAUCUCAUCUCAGUCACAGUAAUCCUGAGAUCCACGUCGUCGAAAUCCAUGAAAUGGACACCAUCCUACCAGGGACUAUGAACACAGACCUGACAGAGGUAAAGGUGGAGACUCCUCAACGCAAACUCAGCAGAAGCUCUCCAAACAUUCCUGUCCUCCAGAUCGAGGAUCUUGAGGGCGAAGCUCCUCUCAAGAAGCUAAACAGGCCCACAUCACCUCCUAAUAGGUUAGCUGUUCCUCCUGUCUCAUACAACAGACGGCGUCAUCAAAACUCAUCAAGAAUUCAGCGAGAGCUUCCUGAUGUUGAAAAUCUCAAAAAGACUCCAGAUUCUCUCCAUGACAGAGACUUUAAGAGUGGCGUAGACCAGGAGCCUCCCAGACCAGGGAAGGCAGUUCCUGUGUCACCCAUUCGCAAAGACCCAAAUUUCAAAGAUGUUGGAGAAAAACUUAAAACUUUCAGUAAUCCCUCGGGAGCCUUGCACAUCGCCAAGGAUGCCCCUUCAGGUUUGGAUAGGAAGAAGGAGGCAAUCAGGUCUAAGGUAAGAGAAAAAAGGAACCUGAAGAGCAAAGAUGGACACCAUGGGCUGUUGAGAACCUUCAGCGAGAAGGAAGGCAUUGACUCAACUGUGUUUGAACAUGAUGAAGCUAGUAACACAAGUCAUGUGGAAUACCAGGAGGUCAGCGAGCUAACAGGAAGUCCAUCCAAACUGUCAUCAUCAAACUUUAGUGCAGUUCUUGGCCAAAAACAGGAGGGAAAGCCAUCCAAACACAGAAUCUCGAGGACAGUCCUCCCAAUGUCUGAGUUGACCUUGAAUCCGAGUCUCUUACCAAAGGUAGAGACAGUUUCUGAAACACAGUUUGGCCAUUUGAGCCCAACCAAGCAAUCCACGCCAAAGAAGCCUGCACUGAAAGAUCCUACAAGGACACAUCAGAACCCUAAAAGAUUGCAUUUGUCAGUCUCAGGGAUGCCCGAGACCAACAAGAUGACAGUUGCUGCCCAGGACUUCCCUCAACCUAUUACCCGCGGACUCAUGCACACUGAACUCAGAAGGCCUACAUCACCACCACAGCGACUGUCAUCACCUGACGAUUUGUACACCAAGUCUCGCUCUCCAAGCCCAGGAUCAGAAGCCAGGGUGCACUUCCAAUCUGAAACUGAAAUCAUAGAGCCACGUUAUAAGCAGACGUCCCCCGCUCGGAGAAUAAGGUCCCCUGUCCGUGAACCUGAGUCGAAAAGCCCCAAAACACCUGAGAGAGUUGAAAUUGAAAUGAGCCAUUUGCAGCUCGAUCCAGCAUUCCAAAAGGAAAUGGCAACUCCAGAGUUUAAGCUGCGAAUGUUCCAGCGAACCAGCAGAGAUCCUCAUCCAACUGAACACUAUAUCAGGAGCAAACCCGCAGGAAGCAAGCAGCUGUUGGAUUCCCAGGAGGAGGGAAUGGAUCCAUUCUUCGUGCCAGAGACUCCCACUGGAUCACCAAUGGCCAGUACCUCUUCUGGUACAAGUCAAUAUCAAGGGAGGUCUGUCAAAAGGCCAAGGGGCGUACAGACUGGCAGGAAAACGGAGUUAAAACAGGGUGAGAUGAGACCUGUUGAAAACCAGUCCAUCGUCAGAGUAAAGCAAAGUGUACUUUGAUGAAGAUAAUGAAAACAUGUAUGUACUUAAAUUAUUUUCCAUCGCCAGUAAUGCCAGUUGGCACCGCCUAUGUGAUACUGUUCCAGCCACGUCAACAAGAAGUAGUCUUAGAUUUUCUGGGUUGUUUCAGUAAGAGCAACCUUUUAAGUAAGCCUCUUUAUCAAGAUGAACUUAUCAAACUUGUUUUCAAUCUUAGCAAGUGGCAUCGUCUUACUUUUACAACAAAAGAUGAACAAGCCAUGGAUGAGCUGGUAGCGAUUUUAAUGUCACUGUUUAAUCUACUCAAUGUAACUAAUGCAACAUCUUAUUGCAAUCAAAGCAAAAUUUACAUUUAGGCAUGCAGACACCUAUAGAUUAAAACGGUGGUAAUGCCGCAUGAAAAAAUUCCCAGAAAAUUUUUGCCAAAAAAAUAGUUCAUGUACACAAUUAAACUUUUGAUGCUUCCAGUUUUAAUUUACAAAAUGAACAAACAAAAUGUGUACAUGUGUGUUUUGAUUGAAUGUUUUUAAACAGUUUUAUUAAAGUGACUGAUUCUCAGGGAAAUAGUGUUACGAACAGUAAAGACAAGUAAUGUACAUACAUGUACUAACUUAUUUCGUUUUCAGGAUAGUCAGUUAUUGCUCAGAUUGUAAAUUAUAGAGUAUUCCUCAGUGUACAAACUUUAGCUAAUAUGUAUUAAGACCAAUCUGUGAGUGAUUGUUUUCAGACGUAGUAUUCAUUUGCAUACAAAAGAAUAUCAUUACUUUAUUUUCAAAUAUUACCUCCCAUUCUUCAUAUUCAUCCCAUUGAAGUUACUACAAGUCUCAAUCACUUUCUAGAUUGAACAAAACUAUGACCUUCCAUCACGAUCUAGCUGGCAUCCUUUAGAAGGAGAUUUGUAGCAGCUUAACAUUUUAAUAGCAAGUCACUACGCAUACAUGUAAAAACAUACUCCAGACCCUUGAUAGCGAUAUAGCAAGCGUGGUUUGAUGAAACCUUUGAGCAAUUUUGCUAAAUUGUAUUUGAAAUAACAACUUUAUAUUUUUUUCUCCUCAAUAUUAUUAGAACCUGCCUUGGCUAAUAUUUAUUUUAAUUCUGAAUGUAUUCAAAAUGAUAAAUUCUUUUUUUUUUUGAAUUUCUAUUAUUUUUUUGGCUCUCUGUCUGUACAUAAAGUUUUAACUUACACUUUCCAUACUAGUCUUUUACAUUUACAAACAUGUACAACUUUUUUUUUCUUUUUUGACAAUUUCACUUUUUCAACUCUCUUUUCGAAAAUUUCUGAUUUUUAAUGUGAACGAUCCGUCCACGCUUAAGCAUCCUAUACGCAAACCAAGUUAAUGUAAUCCGUCCUUAAUUGAGCAUUUUCUAAUUCUAAGAUUUGAUAAACAUACAUUUUGAAAUGAAAUGUCUAGAUAAUUAUAAUUCUCAAAGAUAUGAUAAUGGCAUAAAUUUUUACAUGCAAUUUUGAGGUAUCCAUUAAAUAAUGUUUUGAUAUCAAAUAUA
Messenger RNA from Patiria miniata (bat star), 4745 nucleotides. RefSeq lists its product as uncharacterized. NCBI's taxonomy places the organism in Eukaryota, Metazoa, Echinodermata, Asteroidea, Valvatida, Asterinidae. The record is from RefSeq and is a predicted model, not a curated record. The coding region runs from base 276 to 3263 and encodes 995 amino acids. The transcript has 6 exons. Gene Ontology annotation, molecular function: protein binding.